This is a messenger RNA of Neomonachus schauinslandi (Hawaiian monk seal), 1439 nucleotides long. RefSeq names its product RUN domain containing 3A (gene RUNDC3A). Bases 99 to 1439 code for a protein of 446 amino acids. NCBI's taxonomy places the organism in Eukaryota, Metazoa, Chordata, Mammalia, Carnivora, Phocidae. The transcript is spliced from 11 exons. Gene Ontology annotation, cellular component: cytosol. The record is from RefSeq and is a predicted model, not a curated record.
CCGGCGGGCAGAGGGCCCAGCCGUGAUCCGGCAGGGGGGCCGGGGCGCCAGGAGGGGUGGGGGGCAGCUGGUGGCGGCAGCAGUGGCUGCACAUCUGGAUGGAAGCGAGCUUUGUCCAGACCACCAUGGCUCUGGGGCUGUCCUCCAAGAAAGCGUCUUCCCGCAAUGUGGCCGUGGAGCGUAGGAACCUGAUCACCGUGUGCAGGUUCUCUGUGAAAACACUGCUGGAGAAAUACACGGCGGAGCCCAUCGAUGACUCAUCCGAGGAGUUUGUGAAUUUUGCAGCCAUCUUAGAGCAGAUCCUCAGCCACCGUUUCAAAGCCUGUGCCCCAGCAGGUCCGGUGAGCUGGUUCAGCUCAGACGGGCAGCGGGGCUUCUGGGACUAUAUCCGGCUGGCUUGCAGCAAAGUGCCCAACAAUUGUGUGAGCAGCAUUGAGAACAUGGAGAACAUCAGCACAGCCCGAGCCAAGGGCCGGGCAUGGAUCCGGGUGGCCCUGAUGGAGAAGCGAAUGUCAGAAUACAUCACCACAGCUCUGCGGGACACCCGGACCACCAGACGUUUCUAUGACUCGGGAGCCAUCAUGCUGCGGGAGGAAGCCACCGUCCUCACCGGGAUGCUGAUCGGACUGAGCGCCAUAGACUUCAGCUUCUGCCUAAAGGGCGAAGUGCUGGACGGGAAGACCCCCGUGGUCAUCGAUUACACACCCUACCUAAAGUUCACCCAGAGCUACGACUACCUGACCGACGAGGAGGAGCGGCACAGCGCCGAGAGCAGUACGAGCGAAGACAACUCGCCCGAGCACCCGUACCUGCCGCUCGUCACCGACGAGGACAGCUGGUACAGCAAAUGGCACAAGAUGGAACAGAAGUUCCGCAUCGUCUACGCGCAGAAGGGCUACCUGGAGGAGCUGGUGCGCCUGCGCGAGUCGCAGCUGAAGGACCUGGAGGCGGAGAACCGGCGGCUGCAGCUGCAGCUGGAGGAGGCGGCGGCGCAGAACCAGCGCGAGAAGCGGGAGCUGGAAGGCGUGAUCCUGGAGCUGCAGGAGCAGCUGACAGGUCUGAUCCCCGGUGACCACGUUCCCCUGGCCCAGGGUUCCAAAGACCUCACCACGCCCCUGGUCAACCAAUGGCCUUCACUGGGAACGCUCAAUGGGGCAGAGGGUGCGAACAACCCCAAGCUAUACCGGAGACACAGUUUCAUGAGCACGGAGCCGCUGUCGGCUGAAGCCAGUCUGAGCUCGGACUCCCAGCGCCUGGGAGAGGGCAAACGGGACGAGGAGCCCUGGGGCCCCAUCGGGAAGGACCCCACGCCCUCCAUGCUGGGCCUCUGCGGCUCCCUGGCCUCCAUCCCCAGCUGCAAGUCCCUGGCGAGCUUCAAAUCCAACGAGUGCCUGGUGAGCGACAGUCCCGAAGGCAGCCCGGCACUGAGCCCCAGCUGA